Molecule: messenger RNA, 597 nt
Organism: Aspergillus nomiae NRRL 13137
Lineage: Eukaryota; Fungi; Ascomycota; Eurotiomycetes; Eurotiales; Aspergillaceae
Product: putative serine/threonine protein kinase
Exons: 3
Coding region: 1-597 (198 amino acids)
Biological process (GO): protein phosphorylation
Molecular function (GO): protein kinase activity; ATP binding
Source: RefSeq, a predicted model, not a curated record
AUGCUGAGUGUAGAAGAUCAGUCAAUUCUGCUUGAUUUUGAGGAGACGGAGAGAUGCAAUCCCAGCCCCUGCAAAGUUAUUGGGGACCGGGUAAUCUAUUCUUCGCGAAAACUCGGAAUUCCCAAGGUACACGGCCGUCCUGUAUUAUCGGAUUUCGGGGAGGCACGGUUUCGCUCGCAAGUAGGUUCUCGAUGGGAGGAUGUGCGGCCAUUGAUUUACCGAGCCCCGGAAGUUUUAUUACGGAUGCCAUGGAAUGAGAAGAUCGAGAUCUGGAAUCUCGGGGUCCUCGCGUGGGAUCUUUUCGAGCAGGGGUAUCUUUUCUAUGCCCGCGAUUCUGAGAAGGACAGCUCAGACACCCUUCACCUUGCAGAGAUGAUCGCAGUCCUCGGGCCACCGCCCAAUCAUAUGCUUCAAAAAAGGAAUUGGAAGGACGCCGCUGAGAUCCCCCCUAUAUCCAUAGAGAAACUGGAGGAUAAUCUACAAAGUCCACAACAAGAUCUCUUUUUCUGUUUUAUGCGCAAAAUGCUUCAAUGGCGGCCUGAGGAUCGCGCCUCCGCAAAGGAGUUACUGUCAGAUCCGUGGUUGAAGUCACCAUAG